Molecule: messenger RNA, 603 nt
Organism: Colletotrichum abscissum
Lineage: Eukaryota; Fungi; Ascomycota; Sordariomycetes; Glomerellales; Glomerellaceae
Exons: 2
Coding region: 1-603 (200 amino acids)
Source: RefSeq, a predicted model, not a curated record
AUGCCAUCACGCAGGCAAGCUAGCCUGACCCCUAAGGAGCAAAAAUGGUCGAGAAGCAAGGGUUCUGGAACGCCCGAGAGUUCCAGUCACGACUCAUUACUAGGACAUGGUGCAAAGUCUCAACCGUUUGGAGGCGCUUCUGUUCAUGGCCUUACCUACAAUCACCUUCGAAACGCAGAUCACCGUCUCCAUUCUUGCAUAGUCUUGUCCACUUUCUCGUUGGCGGGCCUAUCCCCAGACAAGAUCACCAAAUCCGCUCGGGACAGUGCUCGAUCUGAAGUGUACGGAAAGACAGGCGAGCAAACCCAAUGCCUAGUCGCGUCCCGCGGAAGCUCUACGAGCGCAACAAACAGGCCGUUUCUGCGGUUGGUUGUGACGACACACGGAUACUUCUGUCAUGGGCCUUACGCAGUAUUCGUCUACUUGUUGAGAACCGUCUGGCAACCCACUUCCAACCGAGAGACCGUUCUCUAUCCGUUUUGUGGCAUGACUCGAACACAGCCUGGAGCUUCUGCCUUAAUGCCGAAGAACAACCAUUGCGUCAUAGGUGCUGUCCAAGACCUGAUACUGGUUGAAGCCUAUCAUGUUACAGUCGAGCAAUGA